GGCGCCCUGCACGGAAAACAAUCACAAGCAAGGCAAAUUGGAAUUGUAUCCUAUGUACUCCACAUAAGACGUCAAUAUAACGGUUAUUGACAUUAACGCUUGGUCGUAAAUUGCCUCUUUAACAUUGUAUGCAUAUUUUGAUCAUUUAGCAUGAAACAGAGUGAAAACUUCCUUGACAGUCCCGCAGUGCACUAGACGUCCCGUUCCCAUCAAGUCGCGAGGCGUCCAUCGCGCUCCAGUCCCUCUCCCCAGACCGCGAGCCCCGGAAAGGAGGCAUCAGCAAGGAGCUCACGGUGUCCGGCAGCACGCUGUCUGUGUGAGUGUCUGCUGUGUGUUCGCGUGUACUACCACCAAGUGUAAUCAAUGGUGUAAGUGUGUAUGGUGGUACUACUGUAUACGAGGUUGUUGAGUUGUAUCAUUCUGACCGUCCAUGUGAUGCUUUCUCCUUCAUCUCCUGUCUCUUCCGUCUCUCUUUCCAUCAGGAGGUGGAGAGCCGAUGAGGCCCGUAUUCUGCGUGUCUCUGUGGGGUCGUUUAUGGACCACCUCUCCCUUGUGAUGGAGACCAUGGAGGCCUUUGGACCCCCUGUCUCUGUGACCACACAAACACACAGCUGCUCUACAAUGACAUGAUGACCAGAGGGAAAGAAGAGAAUCCCAGUACAGAUGGACACACGUGUCCCAAUUUCGGUUAUCCUAUUCAAAUAAGGGACCUGGAACAAAAAACAAAGUACAAGUGCUAUUUUAGACAGAUGGGAAUUGCCUUAUUUCAGUGACAGAUGGAUAGACUAUUUCUUUGUUUAGAUUUGUCUGUAUUAAUUAGGUUGUAUUUUGGUUGUAUUGUGGAAUAAACUUUCUAUUUUUC
Molecule: messenger RNA, 862 nt
Organism: Salmo salar (Atlantic salmon)
Lineage: Eukaryota; Metazoa; Chordata; Actinopteri; Salmoniformes; Salmonidae
Gene: lage3
Product: L antigen family member 3
Cellular component (GO): EKC/KEOPS complex
Source: RefSeq, marked provisional